CGCCGCCGUUUGACCUUGCCUCCGCCGCCGCCGCCGCUCCCCCCUCACUUCCGGGGCGCCGCCACCGGUGGUCUGCGCCUCGCACCGCCCGCCGAGCCGCAUCGCCUUUCCCAUCCGUGGACCGCCCUCCCAUCCAGCCUAACUCCGCUAGCCCGGCAGAUCGCGAGCAGCACCCUCGGGGCUCCCCCGUCGCCUUCGCUGCGCCACUUCUCGGAUUUAGACCGUGUGGCCUACGAGAAUUGGCACUUCAGGACAGGAGAACCUACAGCGCCCAGAUCUUUCAGAACCCUAAGCAGCCAUGAGCUGAAAUCUGUUUACAAUGAAAAUGGAGGAGAAAAAACGAUCUAUAACAGUUGCCCCUUUUGAGUGUGCUUGGGAUGAGGGGUUUCAGUUCAGGGAAGCUGGCCGCGGGUGCAUUACAUUUGAGGCAUCUGCACAGAAUGAUAUUACCCUGGUGUUCCGUGAACAACCUGGGAGCCAGCACUAUCACUACAAAAUGGAUAACAGCCGCCACUACACUGUGAUCUUGGGCAGCCAUAGGAAUAAAAGGUUGAAAAUUGAAGUAGAUGGAAAGACUGUUGUUGAUGUUGCUGGUAUAGGCCUGUGUUGCUCCUCAUGUUUUCAGAGCUACUGGAUCAGCAUCUAUGAUGGACUGAUAAGCAUAGGGCAAGGAAGGCAUCCAAAUAAGAACAUCCUAUUCCAAUGGCUUGACCCUGACCCCAACCAGAAUGUUCAAUAUGUGGGACUAUCCAGCUGGGACAAGCAUGUUGGGUACAGAAAUAUAAGUCUUAUGCCAUCAGCUCCUCAAAACAGCAUCCUUUGGAGCCAAAUUGAGUGCACAUAUGUUGAGCGGGAUGGUGCUGCAGGGCAUACAAGAAAAGAAGAAUCAAAAGAUGGCUCAGACCAAAGGGUCCUUGCAAACUUUCUAGAGAACUGGGAUUUCUCAGAUGCUAUAUUUGUUGUUGGUGGUGAAAGAAAGGUUGUCCCAGCCCACAAAGUUGUCUUGGGUUCCUGUGGCGAUUUCCCUUUUAACUUGAUAAGUGGGGCAGCUAUCGAGCUUCCGUCUGUCUCUUACCCAGUUCUGCACUCCCUUCUUGAGUACAUCUAUACUGGUUCUACACAGAUUUCGGAGAGGCAACUGAAUUCGCUGCUGGAGUUGAGUUCACGAUUUAAAGUUAAACCAUUGGUAAUGCGUUGUGAAGAAAUCAUUGGCUGUUUGAAGAUUAAUGAUACAAUUUCCCUGUCUAGCAAAAAAUUACAGUUAUCAAGUAGUGGAUCUCAAGCUCCUCAAUUUGAUUAUUUCCCUUUCAAAGCUCCAUUAAAUACACAGAAAGUUGAACAAUUCCUUGUAAAUGGUGAGCAUAGUGAUGUAAAUAUCCAUGUUAAUGGGCAUGGUCUUGUUGCUCAUGCACACAAACUCAUCCUUAGCUUGUGGAGCGUGACAUUUGACAAGAUGUUCACAAAUGGGAUGAAAGAAAGCAGUGCUUCAAAUGCAUUUUUCGAAGAUGUUCCUGUUGAAGCAUUCUUUCUCCUUAUCCAAUUUAUGUACAGUGGCGAACUUAAGGUGGAUGCCAAGGAAAUUACACCACUGUUGGUUGAGCUGCUGCUAUUGUCGGACCAGUUUGGGAUCAUGGCUCUUCAGUUUGAAUGCUGCAAAAGAAUUAUGGAGUUCCUCUCAGAGGACACAGUAUGUUCAGUUCUACGAGCAGUUUCGUCAAUCCCAUCUUGUAAACUGAUUGAAGAAAUGUGCAAGAGGAAUUUUGCACAACACUUUGAUUAUUGCACCACUGCUUGCAUGGGCUUUGUGUUGUUAGAUGAAGCAAUAUUUAAGGACAUUCUUCAGCAUGGUGAUAUGACUGUUACAUCGGAAGAGAGGGUUCUGGAUGCCGUCUUAACAUGGUGCAUGGAGGCUUGUGACUGUUUUAACUGGAACUCUGUUGAUGAGCUCUUAAGCACUUCAAAACCAGAGGAACUCUUUGGAGGGAGGCUCACUGCCAUCAAUACUUUACUACCAUUUGUGCGGUUUCCUUUAAUGCAACAAUCUGUCCUUCAGCUGAUGGAGAAAAGUAAUCUAGCAAAUAACAUAGAAGUAUUCAGACAGUUGGUUGCAGAAGCCAUUGAGUUCUGUAAUGUGGGAUUAUGCAUGACAACAAAUACAUGUGAGAGAUUUCAGCAUAGACGUUCCAGCUAUAAAGAGCUUCAGUAUAUUUCGGAUGGUGAUAACAAUGGUGUUAUCUACUAUGCUGGUACCUCAUUUGGAAAACACCAAUGGAUCAACCCUGUUUUAGCAAAGAAUAUUAAAGUGAUAGCGAGCAGCCCAAAUUCCAGGUACACAGAUCCAAAGGCUCUGGUUUCAAAAAAUUACCAGGGGACUUGUUUUGCUGGGCCUCGUCUUGAGGAUGGCAAGAUGUGUUCUUGGUGGAUGGUAGACAUUGGACAUGACCAUCAGCUUAUGUGCAAUUACUACACAGUGAGGCAGGACGGCUCCACGACAUUCAUGAGGUCAUGGGUUCUUCAGGGAUCAAUGGACGGCCAGAACUGGACCAGCUUGCGCAUCCACAAAGAUGACCAGACUAUAUGCCAGCCUGGCCAGUUCGCGUCAUGGCCGAUCACCGGCCCUUCGGCUCUGUUGCCAUUCCGGUUCUUCCGGGUCAUGCUGACGGGCCAUGCGACCGGUGUCUCCAACACCUGGAACCUCUGCAUCUGCUUCCUCGAGCUCUAUGGCUACUUCCGGUGAUUGGGACAAGUUUUGCAGCACACUGCUGAGAAGGAUCGGCAGUUGGCAGGCAUGACCAUGUAGCUAGGUAGCUUUGCAAUCCAGUGUGUUCAUAUAUGUACUAGUGAUGUUUGCUUUGCUUUGGUUUUGUUUACUUUGCUUGCUUUGGUUUCUUUCUUUCGUGGCAUAAUUGCCUAUAGAAAAGGUGAAUAAAAGCUUACACGUCCGGACAAAGACACUUGUGACAUCUGUUGUAAGUUGUAGGUUGAUACGUUUAUAUCAGACUUUUACCAUGCUGGAUUGAACUAAUCGGGAAAAUAUUCAUGAUAUUUCUUGUAUCUGAAGUUGGGUCAUGUAAAAUGGCUGGAUCUGUACUAGGAGUGAUAUGGGAGUUCUAUUGGUCAAUUAGUAGUGUCCCAUCCAAUGGUGGUGAUCAAGAGGAAAGUUGUCAACUUGUCAUCGAUCGUCAGAGAUGAGAAACAGCUCUACUCUUUGAAAUACACUGCAUUGAUCGAACAUGUUCAUAACUGCAAGCUGGUGGAUCGAAUCUGUUUGGACUUUGGACUUUGGAGGCAAGGCCUUUGGGACUGCAGGGCAGGAAACCACCAUUUCAAGGAUGAAUGGAGCUCGGCCAUUUCUUGGUCUUUAGCUUUGGUUGCCCACGUAGUGUCUCUUCAGUUUGAAGGAUUUUUAGAGAAAAAUAGAGGAAUUGAACUGUUUUUUCUGAAAUUCCUGUAAAAUCCUGUAAAAUUUCUGUGAUCCUAAAAAGCCUAUAGUGAAAACAAUCUGUAUGCCAGAGAUCUGGUAUCCCCAUUGCAUUUGUAGGUAUAAAAAUGUUCUUGGAUUCCAGGUCCAGCUGGCAACUAUACCCGAUCGACGUGAAUCACGUGAUCAAAAUUUGGGGCACAGACGUUUGGAG
This is a messenger RNA of Oryza brachyantha (malo sina), 3635 nucleotides long. Its product is annotated as BTB/POZ domain-containing protein At2g30600. The coding region runs from base 320 to 2737 and encodes 805 amino acids. Gene Ontology annotation, molecular function: protein binding. The transcript is spliced from 14 exons. The record is from RefSeq and is a predicted model, not a curated record. Lineage: Eukaryota; Viridiplantae; Streptophyta; Magnoliopsida; Poales; Poaceae.